This is a messenger RNA of Trifolium pratense (red clover), 1197 nucleotides long. RefSeq names its product probable receptor-like protein kinase At1g49730. Gene Ontology annotation, molecular function: ATP binding; protein kinase activity. The record is from RefSeq and is a predicted model, not a curated record. The transcript is spliced from 7 exons. Gene Ontology annotation, cellular component: plasma membrane. The coding region runs from base 209 to 1120 and encodes 303 amino acids. Lineage: Eukaryota; Viridiplantae; Streptophyta; Magnoliopsida; Fabales; Fabaceae. Gene Ontology annotation, biological process: protein phosphorylation.
AUCAUGUCGACGCACGUUAAACCUGACCCCCCCCCAUUCCGUUGCGUGUCUCACUCACUCUGAAUCCAAGUUAAACACAAACAAUAGAUUCUUUUUUUUUUUUUUUUCUUUUAUUUUACAAAAACAAAGUAACUGAUAAUGGAAUUUGACGGUGUUAUCUUUCCAACAAACUCCGUUAUCUGUAACCGAUACUUUCAUCAUCUCCAUAAUGGAUCCCUUGAUCCGCAAGCUCCGCCGCUACCUUCUCCAAUGGCUUCACCGAUCUCGUUCCGGAUCGGUGUUUUUUGUGAGGAGAAUUUCGUAUAAGGAAGUUAGAAAAGCAACAGAUUGUUUUCAAAGAAUUGUUUAUAGCAAUUCUGAAGUUUCAGCAUAUGCUGCGAAUUUUGGUGAUGGUGGUGUUUGUUUAGUGAAAGAAGUUAAAGAAUUUGAUAAAGGAAAUGAUGAGAAUUUUCAUAGACAAGUGCAGUUGUUAGGACGUUUGCAUCAUCGACACCUUCUUUCUCUCAAAGGCUUUUCUUUAGGACACAAUCGCAAGAGCAAGAGACUGCUCAUAUUUGACAACAUAGAAAAUGGAAGCUUAAAGGAACAUCUCAAUGACCCCUUGAAGACUCCCUUAAAUUGGAGGACAAGGUUGCAGAUUGCUAAUGGUGUUGUGGCUGCAUUGGAGUACUUGUUUCUUUUCAGUGAACCACCGAUAAGUCAUGUCUCUAUCAGCUCUAGCAAUAUUAUGUUAGAUGAGAACUUCACCCCAAAACUAUCUGAUUUUGGCCUUCUUACUGGUGGAAGUUCUGUCUUGAUACCACCAUACUCCCAAGAUAGCACAGGACAGGAAAGUUCCAAGAUUAUAUUCCAACUUGGAGUUCUCAUACUGGAACUAGUCACCGGUCAGUCUUCAGAGAUGGAAGGUUCUGAUUUAAUUGAAUGGAUUCAAGAAUCCCGAUUUUUCAGUUCAAUAGAUAAGAUGUUAGACCCUGAUCUUGGAAACAAUUAUGACUGUACGGAGCUUAAAAGUCUUCUAGCUGUGGCAAAAUUAUGUAUCAAAUCGUGGGACAAACCUUCAUAUACAAUUCCUCAGUUAUUUCGGUAUCUCCAAAAGGAGACUGAUAUUCCCCAAGACUAGGUCUGUUUGUUACUUGUAUUGUUUGAAAACCUUGUGUUGCUUGGGAGAAUAUAUACGAGAAUAUUAGUUAUUAGUUA